Molecule: messenger RNA, 1223 nt
Organism: Tripterygium wilfordii
Lineage: Eukaryota; Viridiplantae; Streptophyta; Magnoliopsida; Celastrales; Celastraceae
Product: ubiquitin carboxyl-terminal hydrolase 3
Exons: 8
Coding region: 126-836 (236 amino acids)
Biological process (GO): protein deubiquitination; ubiquitin-dependent protein catabolic process
Cellular component (GO): cytoplasm
Molecular function (GO): cysteine-type deubiquitinase activity
Source: RefSeq, a predicted model, not a curated record
GUUCCAAACCUAUAUAUGAAGCAGGAAUCUCUUGCGGAUGCCAAGAGUCCAAAGUCCAAAGACUACCGCUUUCAUCCCAUCGACGCCAAACCCUAAUCUUCUCGUUGGAGACACAGUCGAAGCUAAUGGCUACCGUAGACGAAAGCCCUUCUGCUAAGAGGUGGCUUCCUCUUGAAGCUAAUCCUGAUGUCAUGAACCAGUUCCUCUGGGGUCUUGGUCUUCACCCUGAUGAGGCAGAGUGCUGCGACGUUUAUGGUUUGGAUGAAGAACUCUUGGAAGUGGUCCCAAAGCCUGUCCUUGCUGUGCUGUUUCUUUAUCCCUUAACCUCACAGACUGAAGAAGAGAGAAUGCAACAGGAAAAUAUGAGAAGGGAACCCUGCGAUAGAGUUUAUUUCCUCAAGCAAACUGUUGGUAAUGCUUGUGGUACUAUUGGACUUCUUCAUGCUAUUGGAAACAUCACUUCAGAAAUUAAGCUUACUGAGGGAUCUUUUCUGGAUAGAUUUUUUAAAUCCACUGCAAGCAUGGAUCCACUGGAGCGUGCUGCAUUUCUUGAAAAUGACUCAGAAAUGGAAGUUGCUCAUUCAGUAGCUGCCACAUCUGGUGAUACUGAGGCUUCGGAUGAUGUCAAUACUCAUUUCAUAUGCUUCGCAUGUGUGGAUGGGGAACUUUUUGAGCUUGAUGGGAGGAAAUCAGGACCAAUAUCUCAUGGUGCAUCCUCUCCAAGCACCUUGUUACUGGAUACAGCUAAAGUCAUUCAAGGCAUGAUCCAGAAAAAUCCUCACUCGCUCGACUUCAAUGUCAUAGCCAUUUCAAAGAAAAGUGGGGGUGCAUUUUAAGGUUGGCGAUUUGUUCUCUUAUGAGGCCCUCACAAAUGACUGAGAUUUUAUUUCUAGAGGCAUCACUGUACUGCAAGACCAUUUCCAGUUUUUUCAUUGUAUUUGGCCUAACAAACAUCGUUUUUGUAUCUGGUCUGGUGAUCUGCCGGCCAUGGUUGCUGUUUGCUAGCUUAAAUUAACAGCAAGGAAUGGUAAUUGGUUGUGGGUUAGGUUAUGCUGUCAAAAAAGAUGCUUGUUUUUAGAUAUAACUUUUGAACUUACCAAAAAAGGUCAAUUGAGUCCUUGUGUUUUUUAUGGGCCAAAUCAGCCCCUCGAUUUCAAGAAAUGAUCCAUGUUUGACCUUCUAUGAAUUUGCCGUUAAAAUAUUUGAUGUGAACUCCAUUCGUU